CGACCGGCUGCUGCAGCGCGCCCGCGGCUUCGCCCUCGCCGUGGACUCCUACAGCGUGCACCGUCUCCUCAUCACGACCGUGCUCGCCGCCGUCAAGUUCAUGGAUGACGUAUGCUACAACAACGCCUACUUUGCCAAGGUCGGGGGCAUCAGCCUGGUCGAGAUGAACUACCUGGAGGUCGACUUCCUGUUCGGCGUCGGGUUCGACCUCAACGUCACGCCGGAGACAUUCGGCCACUACUGCGCCGUGCUCCAGUCCGAGAUGCUCUGCGCGGAGGCUGCUUCUGCGCCGCCGAGGCUGCAGCACUGCUGCCUCUCUGAAUCCGAGGACGAUGCCGCCAGCUGCGGCAGCCAGCAGCAGCUGGCGGCAUGAAGCCGCCGGCCGGCCAGCACCGCGCUUGGAAGCAAGUUGGCAUCACAUGGCCGGUUGCAUGAUGCAUGCAUUUCUGUUAGUCUGUGUGUUUAAAUUUGUAGUGCUAGUUAGCUAGCUAGGUGGUCGUCGCCUUCCUACAUGCCUUGCUGCAUGAUGCUUGCAACAAUGCUUUCACGUAGUGCACUCGUCCUUAGUUUUCGUUUGUUGUGGUGGUGUAGGUAGGUAAGUGAAACACUAGCGUGCUCCGCUGUGUCGGAUUUUCUCUUGUGAAACAGAUUGUACAGUCUUGAACCUGUUGGUAACUUUAGCAUUCCAUAUGUAUAUAUUUUCACAUUGGGUUAUAGUGAUACUGAUGCCAGAA
Molecule: messenger RNA, 734 nt
Organism: Triticum urartu
Lineage: Eukaryota; Viridiplantae; Streptophyta; Magnoliopsida; Poales; Poaceae
Product: cyclin-P4-1
Biological process (GO): regulation of cyclin-dependent protein serine/threonine kinase activity
Molecular function (GO): protein kinase binding
Source: RefSeq, a predicted model, not a curated record